UAUGUUAAAUUUCCAUAUAAGGAAAUGAAAACAUUUGAUAGCCGCUUCCGGUUUAAACACAUGUAAUGAGUAAUUGACUUUCGCGUAGUACGGUAGUUAAUUUUAGGUUUUGAGUCAAAUCAGACAGUCAACCAUACAGAGACCAGGUAAAAGAUGCAGGAUCCAAAUGCAGAUACAGAGUGGAACGAUGUUCUCAGAGCGAAGGGCAUCAUCCCGCCAAAGGAGAAGGAAGUCUCGGAGGAAGACAUCGUCAAUAUAUUGGAGACGACCAUCCAAAAUAAAACAUCUGGGAAAUCAUUUGAGGACAUGUCAUUGGAUGAAUUAAAUGAAAAGGAAGAUGAUAUUGAUGAGGAGGAGGAGAGGAUAUUCGAGGAAUACAGGCGGCAGAGAAUGGCAGAGAUGAAGCAGGCACAGCUAAAGGCUCGGUUCGGAGAAGUCCGAGAAAUCUCCAAGGUCGAUUACGUCACCGAGGUCAACAAGGCGGGGGAGGGUGUGUGGGUAGUCCUACACGUGUACAAACAGGCAAUUCCAUUAUGCAAAUUAAUCAACCAGCAUUUGUCGGCACUUGCCCAGAAGUUUCCUGAUGUGAAGUUCCUGAAGAGUGUUUCCUCUGUCUGCAUUCCUAACUACCCGGACAAAAACCUCCCGACGUUAUUCGUGUACUACGAGGGUGACCUCAAAAAGCAGUAUGUUGGACCAAUGGUGUUUGGUGGAAUGAACUUCAAACAAGACGAACUUGAGUGGAUGCUGUCAGAGGUGGGGGUACUUAAGACAGAGUUGGAGGCUCCGCCCAAACAGGAAAUCCGUGACGUGAUGGACUCAGCGCUACGACAGAGUGGGCAGGGAGAUGACGACAGCGACGAAGAUGAUUGGUGAUCCUCAUAGAAAUAUAUACCAUCGUAUUAUUCCCAUCAAGAAACAAAGACUAA
Molecule: messenger RNA, 929 nt
Organism: Magallana angulata
Lineage: Eukaryota; Metazoa; Mollusca; Bivalvia; Ostreida; Ostreidae
Product: phosducin-like protein 3
Exons: 6
Coding region: 154-876 (240 amino acids)
Biological process (GO): protein folding
Cellular component (GO): cytoplasm
Source: RefSeq, a predicted model, not a curated record